Molecule: messenger RNA, 2850 nt
Organism: Octopus bimaculoides (California two-spot octopus)
Lineage: Eukaryota; Metazoa; Mollusca; Cephalopoda; Octopoda; Octopodidae
Product: transmembrane protein 39A
Cellular component (GO): membrane
Source: RefSeq, a predicted model, not a curated record
UCUAGCCGCUAGGUGUCGCAAUAGUACUGUGGGAGGAAGGAUGAUGUAGGAGAAGAAAUUCUGUUCGAGACGUUCCGUAAAUGUGUGGCGCUAUUUAAUUAGUUAGUUUCUUCACUCUGAUUCGAUCGUCAUUUGUCGUUCUGUUCGCUGUCGGUUUUCUGUUGACGUCAAUGUUAGCAAGAGAAAGAAAAAAGAAUCCCGAAUAACAACAACCAAAAUCAAACGUUUAUAUUAUAUUUCUUCCGAUAACUUCCCGCAUCUAUCCUCAGUCCAGGCUUGUAAUUCUCUCUUGUCCCCAUUUCUCUAUUUUGUUUCUAUAAACAUUCCCCACUGUCUAUUUAACUUAUUCCAUUAGCUGCUCUGCUAAUCGUGUGCAUUUGUUUUCGCUGCCUUUCCAUCAUUCUUUGUUUUUGCUCUUUCUCUCUCUUUCGCAUUACCACUUGCUCUUGUUUAUUCUCCCUACCUCUGUCUUCCACGUUACCUUUUACUGAGACAAUUUUAUCUCCUCAAUCUCCCUACCUCUCUGUCUUCCACACUACCUUUCUAUCUUUAUAUCGUCCUCGUUAUUCUUGUUAUUACCUUUCUGUCUGUCUAUCUUUCUCUAUAUAUUUCUCCAUACAUCUGGUCUUCCUGUCUUAUUCUUCUCCCUCCUUCUGUUUUUAACACAAAUACACACUCUCAUCUCUCACUAGUUUCGUGUCAUCGUGGAUUUACGUACGAUAUAUGUCGUUGUCACUCAUCAACUAUUCUCACUUAAAUACUUUAUUCCAAUAAUAUCAACCACCGAUAAACCUUAUCUCUAUCCGGCUGUGAAACUUUUGGACCUAUCUACACAUACAAUCAAAAACUCUCUCUCUUCCAUCCCAACUCACAACACAUACACAUUUCCAUACAUAUAUACCAUACGCUGACACACGCACACACUUUGCUUUUGAGAGGAGAAGAUUUUCCCGGAGAUUCUGAAACCGACGGCUCGGCGAAGACGCAAGGACGACCGCUAUGUGAGUUGCAGGAUGCCGAGUGGACGUCGAAUUCUGUCCAGAGUACAGACUGCAUCUUCGUCUGCUCACAAAUGUUAUUCUUCCAACAGUUAUUCAGAGGAGAGGGAGAAUGUCAUACCUUUGGUAUCAAUGGUAACUUUACCAAGGCAUGGUUACCUGCCAGAUAUCCCCCGUGAAAACAACUUACUUUUUGAAUUCCUCCUCUACAUGCUUGGAGUACUCAUUCUCUUCCUGCAGUAUGUCAACCUUUAUAAGACAGUCUGGUGGCUACCUCAUUCACAUGCAAACUAUGCUCUGAAUUUCUACCUGAUUGACCCUUAUUUGGUAAGCUUCCUUCUACUGCUCAUGAGUCGACGCCUUGUUUGGUGUUUUGUGCAAGAGGUUUAUGGCUCUAAAAAUAAGAAAAGUGUUCUCUACUGGUUUGUUCAGUUGAUCAAAUUGGUAAUUGUUACAGGAAUCCUAGGGACAUUCUGUUGGUCUGCCUACCAUGUGAUAGUUCGCUAUUCUUUCGUCAACAGUUUAUUUCUGUGCUAUCCGUUGGCAACCUAUCUGAUUCUUUUUGGUUUCACAUUGAAGCCAAUAUUCCAGAAAAACCUUCUCUGGCCAUGCCAAGUUGUCGACAAAUCUGUAUCACCAUCAUCUUCUCAAAAACACAAGAAUUCACAGGAUUCGUCUCACAUUUCUUCUGAAGACAGUGUUCUCUCACACACCUGUACUCUCACCCCUGACAUAGUACGUGAAGAAGUGGAGUGCUUGAAGCUUGAUUUCAACAAUCGAGUCAAGCAGGUCUUGUUCAACUCCAUGUUGACUGCCUACUACAUGGCUUUUGUUCCGCUCUGCUUUGCUCAGCAUGUGCAGAACAAUUGUGACUCCUGUUGGAAUACUUUGUAUUAUGAUACAUAUUGGGUGGGCCAACAUGUCUGCUUGGCUUGGUUGUGUGCAUUUCUUCUGCUUAUUGUCCAUUUCCUUCCUCCACAAUACCUUGAUCUCCUACACAAAUGUGCCCUCCAUUUGGGACGUUGGCAAAAAGUUGAAGGACGUCAUGCCCAUGUACCAUACAACCCUUGGUCUGAAUUGCAAGUCUGGCCUCCUGGGGUAUUAGUUAAACAUGUCAGAGGUUUGUUCCGAGCUGAAGGAAUUAAUAUUACUGCUGAACCUGGUAAUAGUAUGCACAGUCGGUUUUAUUUUCUUUUCCACUGGCCAUUAAGAAUUACCAAUUAUUUGCUGUUUCUGUCUUUCACUUUGGUGAUUUACCAAUUUGUACGGCUUCUCCUCUGUACAGAAUGGAACCACAUUGUAUCACUAGCAUUGAUGCUUUUCUGCUGCGAUUAUACUUUAUUCAAACUCUUCCGCGACCGAGUCAUAUUGACUAGCACAUAUAAAGAUGAGGAAGAGAAGGGCGAUAACUCUCACUAAUCAACACAAUUUGGAAGUGAUAUAAUAUGAAAUAUAAGAAGUCCACUUUAAACAUUGGCCAGUCAUAAAGAAAAUCCUUCUCUGACUCAGUCUUCUUUUUCCCUCCUGGUUAUAAAAAAGCUGUUUGAGGAAGAAAAUAAUUCCAGCAGCUAAAUUGAUUACCAAUUUUUUUCUUUCUUUUCAAACUUUAAAAUAUCUCUUUCCAAGAGAAUUCAAUCCAGUUUCAAACAAAAAGGUUUUGAAAGAGCUUCUGAGGAAAUCAAUACUUUUAACCUUUUAACAGAUUGUUGUGAAAUGUAAAACAGUAUCUUUUCCUUUCUUCCUGCUCUGCUAAAUAAAAUAAAAACCUAAAUAAUAUGUGAUAUAGGGACCAAAAAUAUUUAUAUUUUUUAAUACUUCUUUUAUGAAGAAAUCAAUAAAAGCACUACACUCA